CACGUAUAAUUUGAGUUUUUAUAAAAAUAAAUGUGAUUUUAAUUUAUUAUCUUAUGGUGGGUUCGAGACAAAUUAAGGGUCAACUAUAUUACUUUAUUCAUUUGGGUGCUGAGCUUGGAGUCUCGGACGAAGUUUCGUUUAACAACUUUUUUCCUCUUCCAAAGACAAUUUCUUAUCCAUUUUCUCCUCUCAAACUCCCAUUUAUAUCACAUACUUAGGCUGUUGUGUUUAUAAUGAAUUAUUAUUAUAUAAUCUUACUCAUCUGACAGUGAUCUAUAAUAAGGCAAACACUUUGGCACGAUGUAUACAAAGUUGGAGAUGGACAAGUUCUCGCAAUGUUAGGGUAUGAGGUUUUUAGUAACAAAGUUUCAGUUUCUGGUUAGGAAGGAAAAAUCAAAGACCACUAACGCUUUGCCCCACCAACAAAAAUAAUUAAAGAUGCACGAUAACAUGUACAUAAAUACCAAAUUAUGUGGUAUAAGAAAAUACUCAAUUGAGAUUCUCGUAGAGCUUGUAAGCCUUUUGUGUUGCGACAAAUGUUCCUGUCUUUCUCGCAAAAUCUUUGAACACCUUUUGAUAGUGAAAGUUACAUAUUACAAUUUAAACCAUGGGCUAACAUCGCAUCAUGUACUAGUAGACAGGCCCAUGUAAAGCUAUCAAACCCCCACAACAAAAGUCCAAGCAAUUAGGCUUUUUAGCAAGAUUAUAUAUGUUGUUUUAGGCAUUAAUGUAACUCUCCUAAAUAAAACCUAUCAUGAUGUGUGAGGCAAUAGACAAACCACAGGUACCUACCUGUUGCCUGUUGGACUUAAGUUCAAUUUAUAAUUCACGGAUUACCCAAUCUAGCUUAACUACUUUGAUUAUUUCUGCCAAAAUAUACUACAUCCUUUAAAAAUCUAUACGGGCAUAGUUGAAGCCAAGACGAAGUCAUACAUAACAGAUGAUUCAACUAUAUAUAUAUAUAUAUAUAUAUCCUAGUCAUACAUAACAGAUGAAUUAACUAAAAUAAUAUAGCUGUAAAACAGAAUACAUAACUAAACAUGAUCUUAAACCUGGAAUCUAGUGGCUGGGCCAAUCAUAUUAUUUCAGAGUAAAAAAACUUAGCUACAAACAAGGUUAUGUACCAGGUAUACCAGUUACAUUCAUACUCAUAUACUAAGAAUAUUUUUCUCAACUACUACUGUUUUUAGUAUAUUAUCUUAACUGAACUGCUUUCAAAGAUGAAUUUUACUAUCACACUUUAAAAGAGAAUGGUCAACGUAAAAUUUAUUUUGGAAUAUGGAAUGGUCAACUUUAGGUGACAUCUUAGACAUUUAUUUUUUUGUAGUACAACUGUACAAGUGAUUUAAUUCGGGCCUAACUCUUACGUUACCCGUUGAAUAUGGUAAACUGCCACUAAAAGCAGACGCUCAUAAGUCUGUACGAAAUUAAUCUAGAAAAUUCAUGACACAAAAAAAAAGAAAAAAAAAGAUUCGAAAAAUCUGAACACACUUUUAAGAAAAUAUUCUUAAAGUAAAUCACAAAUCAAGCAUAAUUUUUCGACAGAAAAUGCUUUAAAAACAAUUAUCAAACAAAAAGUCAUGUGAUUACCAUUUUGAUUAGUUUAUAGAAUUUUGAUAGGAAGUUUUUUUAACCAAAGUCGCAAACUCUGUGAUGGACUGUCGUCAUGCACUUUGGCAGUUUCCGUCGGGCAUCGCGAGAAAAAAUAAAAAUAAAAUAAAACUGCCGGAAAAACAAUAAAGCCUUUUUCUUUUCGAUUUCCUUUUGGGUUAAUCUCGCUUUUUUUUUUAAUAUUCUUAAUUUCUGGGCAUCUCUCUCUCUCUGGAGAAACUCACACCGUUUCGAUUCUUCCGUCAAAAACUCUCUCUUUUGUCGCCGGAUCAACUCUACCCCGACGACCCAACACAGCAGAACCUCACCUAAACUUGAUCUCUCUCAUCUGUGUUCUCCCAGUUUAUAAAGUAACCUCCUUUCAACGGUUGAUUGGUAGCUGUGGAAGUCUCUGUUUCUGGGUUUUGUUUGUUUCUUCUCGGAAGUGUUUGUUGCUAAGGUUUGGUUUGAUUUCUCGAAACUUGUCUGAGAGAAAGAAAAAAAAACAAGGAAGAGUGAUAAAGUUUCCAUUUUUAUUAGGAAUAGAGUUUAUAACCUUAUUAAUAAUGGCGGAACCUUCUGGUGUGGAACGAGGGAUUCAAAGCUUAAUAUCAGCAAGAAACUCUCUAAAAUCGAGUCUAGAGAAGUCCAAAUCCAUCGGUUUAGCUUUGGAGAGAACCGGUCCUAGGUUCGACGAGAUUGAGCAGAGACUACCUUCCCUCGAAGCUGCUGUGAGACCUAUCCGAGCAGAUAGAGAAGCUCUAAUCGCUGUUGGUGGUCACAUCAACAGAGCCGUUGGUCCUGCAGCUGCAGUCCUCAAAGUGUUCGACGCUGUCCACGGACUCGAGAAGUCUUUGCUAUCAGACCCUAAGAACGACCUCUCCGGUUAUCUCUCGGUUUUAAAGCGGUUAGAGGAAGCGUUGAGGUUCCUAGGUGAGAACUGCGGGUUAGCUAUACAAUGGUUGGAGGAUAUAGUUGAGUAUUUGGAAGAUCACAGCGUUGCUGAUGAGAAGUAUCUUUCGAGUUUGAAGAAGUCUUUGAGAUUGCUUAGAGAGUUUCAACAAGAGAAAGCUAAGCUUGAUGGCGGGCUUAAGGACGCUGCGUUAGACAAGCUGGAGAACGAGUUCAGGAGGCUGUUACAGGACAACAGUGUUCCACUUCCUAUGGCGUCUCCGUCUUCUUUAGGAGAGCAGCAGCCUUGCAUCGCGCCGUCUCAGCUGCCUGUGACUGUAAUCCACAAACUGCAAGCGAUUCUUGGGAGGCUCAGAGCGAACAACAGACUCGAGAAAUGCGUUUCGGUGUACGUUGAAGUGAGGAGCUCUAACGUUAGAGCUAGUCUUCAAGCGCUUGACUUGGACUAUCUAGACAUCACUGUCACUGAGUUCAACGAUGUCCAGAGCAUAGAAGGGUAUAUAUCUCAGUGGGGGAAUCAUUUGGAGUUUGCUGUUAAGCAUCUCUUUGAAGCAGAGUUCAAGCUUUGCAACGAGGUGUUUGAGAGAUUCGGUUCGAGUCUUUGGUUGGAUUGCUUCUCAAAGAUAGCUGCUCAAGCGGGGAUGCUUGCCUUUCUCCAGUUUGGUAAAACAGUCACCGAUAGUAAAAAAGAUCCGAUCAAGCUUCUGAAGCUGUUAGACAUCUUCACUUCUUUAAACAAGCUGAGAGCAGACUUCAACCGUCUCUUCGGCGGAGCAGCUUGUAUAGAGAUCCAAAACUUCACUAGAGAUCUCAUCAAGAAGCUGAUCGACGGCGGAGCUGAGAUCUUCUCGGAGCUUCUGCCUCAGGUGGAGAUCCAGAAGCAAAUCCCGCCGCCUAGCGACGGCGGGGUGCCUAGGCUAGUCAGUUUCGUGACUGACUACUGCAAUAAACUUAUAGGAGAUAAGUACAAAUCAACUCUCACUCAAGUCUUGCUUAUACACAAAAGCUGGAGGUCAGAGAGGUUCCAAGAGAAUCAGCUUAUGGUUGAGGUGCUGAGAAUAAUCAAAAUGAUUGAGCAGAACAUGGACGCGUGGAUGAAAGCGUAUCCGGACCAAACGCUUUCUCAUUUCUUCGGUAUGAACAAUCAUUAUCAUCUAUACAAGAACUUGAAAGGUACGAGGAUCGGAGAUCAGUUGGGAGACUCCUGGCUGAAGGAGCAUGAUCAGUACAAAGAGUAUUACGCUACGGUCUUCCUUAGAGACAGCUGGGGGAAGCUUCCUAGUCAUCUGAGCAGAGAAGGGCUUAUAAUCUUCUCUGGUGGACACGCCACGGCUCGUGAUCUCGUCAAGAAGAGGCUGAAGGCUUUCAACGAUGCGUUUGAUGAGAUGUAUAAGAAGCAAGCAUCAUGGGUUGUGCCUGAGAAAGAUCUGAGGGAUAGAGUUUGUCAGCAGAUUGUUCAGGCUGUUGUGCCUGUUUACAGAAGCUAUAUGCAGAACUAUGGGCCGUUGGUUGAGAAAGACGCGAGUUCGAGUAAGUACGUGAGGUACACUGUGGUGGCUUUGGAGAAGAUGCUCAGCUCACUUUACAUGCCUAAGCCUAUGAGAUAUGGGAGUUUUAAAGGAACACCGCCGAGUGAGAAACUCAAGAAUGAGGUUGACCUUAGACGCACUACUUCUGCUGUUGUCUGAUUGAAGAAGGCAUGUUCUGUUGUGAUCAUAUUGUGUCUGCUCUUCUUCAGUAGAGAAGCAGAUGUACUCUUUUUAUACGUAUAUAAAUACUGUCAAAUCAGGUAUAGCUUUUUUAGUUAUUUGAUCAAAGUCCCUUUAGUUUAUUUUAUCUCAUAAGAUUUCAUGUUAGGGGGUUAAGAUUAUUCUGUUUAAUGUUAUAACCAAAGAUCAGCAAGUUUCUUGUU
Brassica rapa (field mustard) is the source of this 4414-nucleotide messenger RNA. Its product is annotated as exocyst complex component EXO70A1. Gene Ontology annotation, cellular component: exocyst. The record is from RefSeq and is a predicted model, not a curated record. Lineage: Eukaryota; Viridiplantae; Streptophyta; Magnoliopsida; Brassicales; Brassicaceae. Gene Ontology annotation, molecular function: phosphatidylinositol-4,5-bisphosphate binding. Gene Ontology annotation, biological process: exocytosis.